AUGGGGUGGAAGGCCGUAGAAUCAGAAGAGUACGAGAGCUCGGCGCCCGCCGUGCAGGCGCAUUUCCACGCCGUCCGCGCCGAGGAAGCGCUGCGCCGCGAUGACUACGUCCAGGCCGAGAAGGAGGGCCACCUGGCCAGCGAGAAGUUCCUGCAGGCGGCGCAGCGCGUCUCGGACCGGCGCACGAUCGAUGCGCUGAUGCUAUUGGCGGAAAACUACGAGUACAGGGCCAAGGUGGCGCGCGCCAGGAACCCGCGGCCCCCCCCGGACCCGAAGGAGGGGCAGAAGGCCGAGACGCAGCUCAAUGUGGCGGCGGCGGAGAUGGAGGAGCUCUGGAGACGCCUCAACGAGAUCGGACUGUCGAGUCCCGGCUCGGCGGACAAGAACUUGUUGAUGUCGUCACGCCACUUGUCGUCGUCGUUGGGAGAUUCCUUUUGUCUGUUGCCGGCAAAGGCGAGAACAACGAUUGGCGUGGUGGCGACUGCGGUGGAUGGAGGAUCGACGUUGAGAGCUGCGGUGGCGUCCAGGAUGAGGAAUCAGCGUCAACGGUUGAUGGAGCAGCAGCUGGGUGGGCGAGCUCCGUUGGACCCGCGGAGGUCGAGUGGCGGCACUCCUACGAGUGGAAGUGGUCCGAUGUCUUAUCGAGAUAGGCAGACUUCUACGGGCAAUGGAAAUGAAAGCUCUGGCGACGACGAGGCCUUGCAGGAGAUGGUUGCGCAACAGAAGAUGGAGAUUGUGCGACUAUUGAACACGGUGAAGACGCUCAGCAGCGAGAACACCAAGCUUGUGAAGAAAUGCGAGGCGUUGACAAAUGUACAAGCUGAAAACCGCGGGAUCCGUGAGUCCAUGGACCACUUCAAGAAGGACUACAACCAAAAGGUGGCCAUUUGGGCAUUUUGGAUAUCUUUCCGCGAAGUACGAAUUAAAAUGCAGGAGGAGCAAAUUGCCAAGUUGAUGGAAGAAGGGAGGAUUAAGGACGAUCGUAUCGCGAAGUAUGAUAAGUGGUACAAGACGUUGAAAGCAGGCGCGAAGGCGAAACAGCUCAGCCAGAGUCGCGAUGGCAGAAGUGGGGCCAACAGCAGCUUCAGCAGCUCGAGUAGUUUCGUGCAGAAUGGCAGUGGUCCCAGCAACUCCUUCACCAACAGCAGCAGCUUCCACGAUUACAGUCCAGGGUCAGGAGACUCCCCAGGAAGCAGCAGCUCAGGCACGUCGCGGCAAUUCAGUCGCCCACCUGCUCAUCCAAACCGACGGGCAUUGUGA
Messenger RNA from Phytophthora sojae, 1260 nucleotides. RefSeq lists its product as hypothetical. NCBI's taxonomy places the organism in Eukaryota, Oomycota, Peronosporomycetes, Peronosporales, Peronosporaceae. The transcript has 9 exons. Bases 1 to 1260 code for a protein of 419 amino acids. The record is from RefSeq and is a predicted model, not a curated record.